UGCCCACGUUCUGCUGCAGAGGACAGAGCACCAGGAUGAGGAGACUGUAGGCACCCGCCAUAGUAUGGCCGCGUCUCGUUCCUCACGCGUCACAAGGUCGUCAGUGGGGCUCAAUGGAUUGGAUGAGAACUUUUGUGGUCGAACCCUCAGGAACCGCAGCAUUGCCCAGCCGGAGGAGACCUCUGUGUCUCCGCCAACUCGGGCCCGCUCGCCCAAGAAGAAGCAGGACGCCAAACAGGAGUCAAAACAGGACGGCAAGCAGGAAUCGAGACAUGACGCAAAGCAGGAAUCGAGACAUGACGCCAAGCAGGAAUCGAAACAGGAGUCGAAGCAGGACACCAAACAAGAUGUUAAGCAGGACGCUAAACAGGACACAAAGCAGGACGCCAAGCAUGAUACAAAGCAGGACACUUUGCAGGAUGACCAGCAGCAGGCCCCGUUGCAGGGAAAGGUAACUGACCCGGAUGUUUCUCCCUCUGAGGCGGAGCCAUGGACCAGCUCUAGGAAGCGGGGUUUGUCCUGUUUAGAAAAAGACAUUUGUCCCGAGAAGUCUGACAACUGUGAUAGAGUGAAAGGGGCGCGGGAUGCCUGUCCUCAAAUCAAAAGGGCCAAACGGUGCUCCCGCUCUGGAGAGACUCAGGGACACGAGGAGGACCCUGUGCCUCUGAAACCUGACAGUCCAGCCUCCGUCGCAGAGCUUAGCAAGGACAACAGUUGUGAAGAAUUUCCCAGCCAAAACGCUGUAAACACAGUUCCUGCCUCACCUGUCUUCAGUAAAGAGGAAGGUGAGCUGAUAGGUGGGAAGGUAGAGGACGGUCAUGUGGAGUGUGAUGUGGCAGCUCAGCCCCCGAAUGCUCACAAGGCCUCUAAUGGACUCGGUGAGAAUAAAGCAGAGGAACCUAGUACACUCACUGAAGAGCCUAGUGCAAAUCCCACCUCUGCCUCCAACUGCCCAUCGCUGCUCAAUGGUAGUCAGACAGGGGCUCCCUCAUCCCCUGACCCCGUUGUGCCUUGUAGAAACUCUGUCCCUGUGCAGAUGGAGGUGUCUGACACAAGGGAAUCGCCAGCCUCAUCUGCGCCAACAUUUGAGGCUGUUCCAGAGGAUCCUGUCCCUGAGUUGAUAGUGGCCAAGGAGGAGGAGGUGGAGGUUGACGUAGUGGGCGACCCGUUAUGUCUAGGCCAUGAGGAGCAGGUGACAGAGACUGAGAACGAUACCAAUGGCCGGCCGCUAACACCAGUGCAGGAAGCUGCUGCCUCCACCCUCUCCACUACCACCAACAUGAACAGUAGUCCAAUCAACAACAACAGCAGCAACUCAGGAGAAACUACACCCCCACUAGCAACAACCCCCUCCCCCACAGAGCCGGGGUGCAACCCCUCAAUAUCCAGCACGCCUCCCUCUUUUACAGAGCUCUACGAACAUAGAUACACCCUACGGACUUCACCCAGGAGGGCUGCCACCGGUGGCAAGGCCUCCUCCAAGCUCAACUCUCCUCCCAGAGACAAUGGGCCCUUUAGGGAAGAGGGGGAAGUGGUGGUGGUUGGGCUGGAGGAGGAGUGCCCUGUGGUGGAGGAACCUGCUCCCUCAGACUCUGUUGGCCCCUCCUGCGAGGAGCUGGUCUCCGUGGAUCCUGGGGACGGGGCAGGUGGUGAGGAUGGUGGGCCUGUGGGGGGCAAAGAGGCAGAGAGAAGCCAAGAGCUGACACAGAGCCAGGCUACGGAGGAGGAGGAGGAGGAGGAGGAAGAGGAGGAGGAGCCAGACGUGUAUUACUUUGAGUCGGACCACCUGGCUCUUAAACACAACAAAGAUUAUCAGAGGCUGCUGCAGACCAUUGGAGUUCUCGAGGCCCAGCGAACACAGGCCAUCCUGGACUUGGAGACGUUGGCGCGUCACCAGAGAGAGGCUCUCGCCGAUCCCAUCAGCUUUGUGGAGCAGCUUCAGAAACGGGUGAAUUUGGGCAUGCCGUGUCCUCAGCGAGUGGUCCAGCUUCCUGACAUUGCAUGGGAACAGUACACCUCAGGCCUCUGUGACUUUGAGAGAGAGUUCUGCGACAAGAAACGCAAAACCAGGCGGCUAAAGCUGAUCUUCGACCAAGGUUUGCCUGCUCGACCAAAAAGUCCCAUGGAGCCCAAGAAGGAAGGUGAAUCCUCCACCAUGUACUCCUCUUUGCCCACUAGUGACUCCUUGGAGAAUGGCAGGCAAACACAGAUGAUCAGAGGGAGGAUUUGUCACCCAAACAAGCCUGACACAUUUAACCAGCUGUGGACUGUGGAGGAACAGAAAAAACUGGAACAGCUUCUUGUUAAGUUUCCACCAGAGGAAGUAGAGUCCAGAAGAUGGCAGAAGAUUGCUGAUGAGCUCGGCAAUCGCACAGCAAAACAGGUUGCCAGUAGGGUUCAAAAGUACUUCAUCAAACUGACAAAAGCUGGAAUCCCUGUGCCUGGAAGAACACCCAACCUGUGCAUGUACACUAAAAAGGCAUCCAGUAAGAGGCAGCACCACCUAAACAAGCACUUGUACCGGCCGUCUACUUUCCUGACCUCCUAUGAGCCUCCGGUUUACAUGGACGAAGAUGAUGAGCGCUCGGCGUAUUACAGCAGCAUGCAAGACCCCUCUGCUGAUGACUCGGAUGAGGAAGGAAUACCUGUGGAGUUGAGAAAUUUGCCAGAGUACAAAGAGCUUUUAGAGCUAAAGCGACUGAAAAAACAGACGCUCCAGGACAUCCAGGAGGACAAGGCCGGGGUGCGGCAUAUAGGCUACAAGUGUGACGUCUGUGGCAUGGAGCCCAUCCAGGGAGUGCGGUGGCACUGUCAGGAUUGUCCACAGGACAACUCAGUUGAUUUCUGCUCCAACUGCUCCGACUGCUUGUUCAAGACAGAGACCCACAAGCCUAACCACCACUUGGAACCGGUGCACACGACAGACUCUUGUCUGGACAGGGACUACUGCCUGCCGCAGAGCACAGGCUACAACUACCUGGACCCUAACUACUUUCCAGCCAACAGAUGACAGGGUCCCAGGUGCCUCUAGCUCCAGGCUCUCUCCACAUAUCCCACAGGCCACUCUGUGCAUGGCUCCAUCGUCCAAGUCCAAGAUAACCGCUUAACCCGCCGCCAGGCAGGCAGACAGCCAGGGGCCUCAGAGCAGACCACGGUGCUGCUGGUGGGGGGGCUGUUGGUAAACUGUCCCCCCUGACUCAAGCAAAGGGUGGCCAUGUUGGUUCCUCAGAACAAGGGGGCCCUCCCGCUCCACCUCAGCCAGGUUAAUCAAUGGAUCUGUGAUUUGAAAUGAUACACUAUUUUUAAAAAACAAACAAAAGAAAACCAGAAGGCACACCGACAUUCCCGAGCUCUGUGACUCCAGGAGGGCUGUCCCUUUUCCCUCUUUCCUUCACCGCCCUCCAGUUACCUCCCCGUGCUGCUUCGAAACUGGAGAGGUGACGAUCAGUAUGGUGAAGUGCCACCUAAUGGAGAUGUGUGGUCAUAGUGGACUGUGAAGUCAUCAACUGAGAUACACAAAGGUGGUUUGUGUGUGUGUGUGUGUGUGUGUGUGUGUGUGUGUGGUCUCUGUGUUAUGCAAGAGUGAAUAAAUGUUCUAGCUAGGUAUCCGUAGAUUGAGUUAUUUAUGAGUCACGGCUUCCUCGGCGGGAGUUGCGGCUGCUGCGAGAGGAGUUAGGCAGUGUGGAACUUGAUGCCGAGGUCGGUGUAUUUUUGGCUGCAGACAGUAGGAAGUUCUGCUGAUCCACAUGGCGUUCUGCAGACACACCUGUAUGUGUUAACUGGAUUGUGCUCCAUGUUUCAGCAUGGAGACAUCCCUACCACUGUCACACAACGCUGCUCCCCCCCCCCCCCCCCCCAACACGCACGCAGACACACACUUUUAUCUGUAUUUUCUUUCCCUUUGCUCUCUCCACUAAAACAUGUCUAACAAGGAAGCACUACAGCACGGAGAGCAAAUGUUUUUGAACGGCAGACCUUGCAGUUGAGUGGGAACGUAUGGGAAAGCACAGACUGUGUUUUGGUUUUUCAUUAUUUUUUCCCCCCUCCUCCCCCGAUGUGUGCUGUUGUUGAUCAUGUUGAGUGUACAAGUAUAUGGUGAAAAGUAGCCAGCAAUAGUUGCUGUGUGCCAUUUUUAAGAGGUUUUUUUUCUGUUUUUUUUUUUCUCGGUUUUCUGGAGGAAUUCCACCUCUGAACCUGGCCAACUUCUCUCUUCACCACCAUCGACCCACGUGGUCCCACAUUAUUGAUCCAGUCAUCAUGCCUCUAGAUCUCCUUUAAUUUUGCAGUCCACUUUAAAAGGUCCAUUUAAAAGAUUGUAUUUUUAUUAAUCUAUUUAAAAAAAAAAAAAAAAAAAGAAUUGAGGUAGAGGUUGGUGCCUCCACAGUGGAACAACCCACACAAUUUUAUACACAUAGAUUUUGUUGUGUUUGAGUAGACACCAUUUUGUAUGGUUUUCGUCUCCUUCCCUCACCCCCUUUCCCCUGCUUCAAUAUCUGUGUAUAACAGUCUGUUCUUAUGUAAAAAAAUAAUAAUAAUAAUGUAAAAAAAAAAAAGCUAGAGGAGAAUCGUGGAAAUAAAAGUAUGUGAAAAUAGUGUUUCUA
Molecule: messenger RNA, 4601 nt
Organism: Micropterus salmoides (largemouth bass)
Lineage: Eukaryota; Metazoa; Chordata; Actinopteri; Centrarchiformes; Centrarchidae
Gene: zzz3
Product: zinc finger, ZZ-type containing 3
Exons: 11
Coding region: 65-3010 (981 amino acids)
Molecular function (GO): zinc ion binding
Source: RefSeq, a predicted model, not a curated record